Messenger RNA from Notolabrus celidotus (New Zealand spotty), 1443 nucleotides. RefSeq names its product GATA zinc finger domain-containing protein 14-like. NCBI's taxonomy places the organism in Eukaryota, Metazoa, Chordata, Actinopteri, Labriformes, Labridae. The record is from RefSeq and is a predicted model, not a curated record. Bases 155 to 1300 code for a protein of 381 amino acids. The transcript has 3 exons.
AAAACAAGAUUCAUCACACAACAUAAAACCUUUGUUUUUCCUAGGAAUUCAACUUUUUCAGAGAUUUAUUUUUCUGCAGCAGAUAAUUUUUGGUUCAUCAACUCUUAUCUGAUCUGCAUCUCGUCUUACAGGCCACUUAGAUUGACAUAAGGAAAUGACUGGAAGAGGAGAUGGGCGGCACAAUGGCGGAAAUCGCCCACAAUUCCGCCUGCAUUUCAUUCGAGGAGGUGAUCAGCUACCAGAUAAUCCACUUUAUCUUGGGUUCAAUGCCUGGAUGGAUUUUCUUUUCUAUAAUCGACUUCGGGAGGCUGGCUUCGUUGUUGUAAUAGAUCGGAUGGCUGGACCUGGGCAGCAGCAAAAUCACGCAAACAACAAUGGAGACCAAGGCAACAAUGAAAACAAUGACAACCAAGGCAACAAUGAAAACAAUGACAACCAAGGCAACAAUGAAAACAAUGACAAUCAAGGCAACAACCAAAACGAUGAAAACCAAGGCAACCACCAAAAUGAUGAAAACCAAGGCAACCAUCAAAACGGUGAAAACCAUGGCAAUGCAGAAAACAACAAUGUCGAUGAAGACCAUGACACUGACAGUGGUCACGAUGAAAAUGCUGAAAACUAUAACAUCAAUGGCAAUGUUGGCAACUUUGAUCAUACUUACAAUGUUGAUGAUGGUGCUAGUGUUAGUGCUAGAUUUGGGGCUGAGGUUGGGUUUGCGGUUUGGUUUGGAUUUGGUCCUGGGUUUGGAGGGGGUGUCAACCAGAGUUUAGAACAAGAAGAAGAUGGGGAUCUUCUUGGUGGUGUAACCAGGAAGAGGUCAAGAGAAGAGGUCAGACAGAACCUUGAGGAGAGGGACAGCAAACAAUACAGGUGGGGGGACGAGUUUGCAGACAGUAGCAGUGACAGUGACAGUGACAGUACUCACCACGAUAAUACUGACCAGAAUAUAAAGAAAAGUCCAGUCAAACAUAAAUGUGCCAGUGCAGAGGUUUUUGAAGAAGAGCCGCAGCCUGGUCCAUCCUGGAAACAAUCAAGGGAGAGUGUUCAAGAACAAGAUGUGAGCAGCAAAAAGUCAAGAUGGCGUUCAGAGUCAGUCAGCAACUCUGAAAGUGUUGGGGCUGAAGCUGAGCAUGAUCUUGUUCACAGUCGAAGAAAUAUUAAUUUGCCUGAAGAAAUAAGUGCAGUGCCAAGGACGGACAGGGACUCACACCAGAGGGUGGAGGAGGAAGAGCCACAGCCUCCAAGGAAAAGACUGAGGAAGAGGUCAAGGAAAGGUGAUGAGGAAGAAGAAAGUGAAUAGGUGUGACAGCAGACAACCUAAGAGAAAAGCAAGAAGACUAACAACAAAUAGAUUGUGACUAAAUACUAAAGUGAGACUCUUUCAGAUGAUUGGCCUCACAUUUACUCUUAUAAUAUUGUAAUAAAGUUUAACUAUAUUAAUAA